Molecule: messenger RNA, 743 nt
Organism: Hevea brasiliensis (rubber tree)
Lineage: Eukaryota; Viridiplantae; Streptophyta; Magnoliopsida; Malpighiales; Euphorbiaceae
Product: glutaredoxin-C5-like
Exons: 1
Coding region: 48-419 (123 amino acids)
Biological process (GO): anther development; negative regulation of DNA-templated transcription
Cellular component (GO): nucleus; cytoplasm
Source: RefSeq, a predicted model, not a curated record
GCUGCUGCUGCUGCUGCCUCAUUGUCUUUCCAUUUCUUGAUAGAAAAAUGUAUCAGACGGACUCAUCUUGGGGGUCUUAUUUGCCACCAAGAAAUGUUGGUGACCCAUUGGAACGCAUAGAGUGGUUAGCCUCAGAGAAUGCUGUGGUAAUCUUUAGCAUAAGCACAUGCUGCAUGUGCCAUGCCGUAAAGAGGCUCUUCUGUGGUAUGGGGGUGAACCCAACAGUGCAUGAGCUAGACGAGGACCCCAGAGGGAAGGAGAUGGAGAAGGCUCUCAUGAGGCUUCUUGGGAGCUCAUCUGCUGUUCCUGUUGUGUUCAUUGGUGGCAAACUCGUGGGUGCCAUGGAUAGAGUCAUGGCUUCUCAUAUUAAUGGUACUCUUGUGCCUCUCCUUAAGGAGGCUGGUGCUCUCUGGCUCUGAUCAUGAUAUGACUACUCUAUAGAAAAAAAAAGAAAAAAAAUCUUUAUAGCAAAGAAAGCAGAGGAAGAGGAGUGGUGGUUUUGCGAGUGAUCUCCUCCAUUUUGGAUACUAUUAAUUACUGAUUUUUUUUUUUUUUCCUGCUUUUUUAUUUUUUUUUUGGGUUUGUUGUUUUUUCUGGACCUAUUUUCUGCAAAUGGGUCUUUUGGCUUGCCUGUGUUUUCACUAAUCUGAGUCUGAUCAUAGAAAUGUAAUUGCUCCCUCCUCUGUAUAGAUAGAAAAGAGAGGGAAAGCCCACUUAUUAGUUUAGCCGCUCUAUUUUCAUUU